AUGUUUAUUCAUUUUGUUCUUCUUUUCAAAUAUAUUAACCAAAGUUGUUAUUCAACCGAUGGCAAAACACUUAAAAGAGUUGCUGAUUCAUCACCAGACCUCAUAAUAUCAGCUAAAUGUGAAAUAAUACAAGACAAAUGUUUUUAUAGAUUAAAUUCAUUAAAUUCAUUUUCAUUUGAAGAAAAUCCUAACUUAACAACAAUUGGAUCAUCAAGUUUUUAUGGAUGCAAGAAACUAUCUAUUAUCAAUUUAUCAUCUUGCAAUAAACUUAAAAUAAUUUCCGAAAAUGCUUUUUCAACAUGCAAAAAUGUUACCGAAAUACUUUUACCAAGUGGACUUCUUGAAAUGCAGCAUGACUCAUUUCAUAAUAAUGAAUUAGUCAGCAGUCUUUUUAUUCCAGCAUCUGUUGCAAACAUAGGUAGGGAUGCAUUUCAAAACUGUAUUAAACUAGAAAAUGUUAUUUUUGAAGAAAAUUCAAAUUUAUCUUCAUUAGAAAUUUAUGUUUUUGCUUUUACUAACAUUUCUUCCUUUCAAAUUCCAGAAAAGGUCAAUAAAGUUGCUGGAAAUGCAUUUUAUGAUUCCAAAUUAACAAAUCUUACGAUUCAUCCUAAUAAUAAACACUUGAUACUUGAAGAUAACAAUUUUGUUUUUUCUGCAAAUAAAAGUGUUUUAUUCUUUAUUUGUAACAAAUCUUUCGAAACAUAUGAAAUUCCAAAUACUGUAACAACUUUAGGAGAAUAUUUAUUUUACAAAUCUGGUUAUAAAUCAAUAACUAUUCCCAAUUCAGUUACAACAAUUGAGAAUGGUUGCUUCUCUAAUACGAAUUUUGAAUCAAUUACUUUACCAAAUUCCCUUACAACGAUUGGUCAGAAUUGCUUUUCAGUUGCAAAACUUACCUCUAUUACAAUACCAGAGAAUGUGAAAAGGAUUGAGCAUGCUGCGUUCUUUUCAUGCUCUGAUUUGAUAAAUGCUACGUUUUUGGGGCCUGUAGAUUACGUUGGUUUUCAAGCAUUUGAUUAUUGCAAAAAUCUCAAGCUUAUCAAUUUUCCUAAUUCACCAAUGAUUGUUAAUUACGCCUGGUUUCACUAUGGUUUCUCUUCAAAGUUAUUUUUGUCUUUCACGUGCAAAUCAUUAUUUUCUUAUGAUGCAAUUGUAAGAAAUACAAAAGUUUUAAUUUCAUAUAUUAACGAAUCAGAACUUAUAAUUACUACCAAUUUAUUUAUUUUGAAUGCAAAUCAAACACAUCUAUAUGGAUAUUGGGGAUUAAGCAAAAUUAUUAGAAUACCUAAGUCAGUUACAAUAAUCAAAGAAAGGGCAUUCGAAAAUUGUGACCAAACAAGUAUAGAUUUUGAAACAAGUUCACAACUCUCAGAAAUAGAUAAUUAUGCAUUUAGAAACUGUUCUAAUUUAAAUUCGUUUAAGUAUACUCCUCCUAGCUUGAGUAAGGUCGGAGUUGAAUCAUUUAAAGACUGUAUUCGAUUAGUUUCUGUAAGUUUUGUUUCUACAGAUUUACUUGUUAUGAACAAUGCAUUUGAGAAUUGUAUUAGUUUAGUUAAUUUUAGUAAUAUUUUAAGUAUUCUUGACGGUUGCUUUUCAGGAUGCAUUAAUUUGACACAUAUAAAUAUUCUAGAUAAUUCACGAUUCAUUGGUUCUCAAUCCUUUAAAAAUUGUUAUUCAUUAGAGAGUAUUGUUAUUCCGUCUUCAAUUGAAACAAUAUCAGAAUAUUCAUUUUUAAAUUGCACAAAUCUUAGAUCAAUCAAAUUUAUUGAAACAAACUCUCUUUUGAAAAUAUCUAACAAUUCAUUUUUAGGAUGCAAUUCACUACAAAACAUAAGUGAUUUUGAAUCAAAUAAAUAUAGAUGCAUUGAUAAUACUCUUUAUUAUAAAAAUGAAACUGGAGAUUAUCUUAUUUAUCAUGCAACAAGUUCAUUAGAUAAAACUCUUUUUAUCAACUGCAGUGUUAUAUGCAGUUAUUCAUUCAAUGAAUGCAACAACAUAUAUAAUAUCACUAUUCUUCCAAACAGUGUUUCACUGAUUGAAAAAUAUUCAUUUAAUAACUGCAAGAAUCUUCAACACAUCAACUUCCCUCUCUCAGUUGAAACUGUUGAUUGCAAGUCAUUUGUUGAAUGUCAUUCUAUUCGAUGUCCUCUUAUUAUUGAGAACACGAAACUUGACUAUAUCAGAAUGAUCAUCGAAUCAGGGAUUCCACGGCGAGUGAUUCUUUCAUGUGAUGGUUAUUGUGAUACCCGCAAUUUUGAAACUCUUUAUAGAUUCAGUAACACAUUAGUAUUAUUUUUACUAACUUCAUAUUCAUAA
Messenger RNA from Trichomonas vaginalis G3, 2316 nucleotides. Its product is annotated as antigen BSP-related family. Bases 1 to 2316 code for a protein of 771 amino acids. The transcript has a single exon. Lineage: Eukaryota; Parabasalia; Trichomonadida; Trichomonadidae. The record is from RefSeq and is a predicted model, not a curated record.